This is a messenger RNA of Mytilus californianus (California mussel), 4961 nucleotides long. Its product is annotated as glutamate receptor U1-like. NCBI's taxonomy places the organism in Eukaryota, Metazoa, Mollusca, Bivalvia, Mytilida, Mytilidae. Gene Ontology annotation, molecular function: glutamate-gated receptor activity. Gene Ontology annotation, biological process: monoatomic ion transport. The record is from RefSeq and is a predicted model, not a curated record. The transcript is spliced from 12 exons. The coding region runs from base 412 to 2550 and encodes 712 amino acids. Gene Ontology annotation, cellular component: membrane.
UGUUGAAACUGUUAUAUUACGAUAAAUAUGCCGAACAUUUUAUUUAUGAUAGUUUUUAAAAACUGUAAACUUGAUUAAAAUUUUGAAUUUAAUUUUGUAGGGGUAAUUUCAAGUAUAUGUGGCAAGACCGAUUCAUCUUUGGGUAAAAACACGUCUCUAACAUACAAGCCAACGACAUACGAAGAACUAACUGCAGAAAUAUUUUGGAAAUAUGUUAACGUAACAGAAGAAUUUCAGGUUUUGUUUGCAGUUACUGAAUUGUAUCAUUUAGACUUGGAUUGUAUUGUAAUAGCGGCAAAUGUCCAAAUUCCUGAAGCUGUUGCAAGUUUAAUAAAAAUUCCUGUUAUUGAUUGGGGAAAGGAUAAGCUGACAAAUUUAAGCACGCCAGUGACGUCACCUGAUGGCUGUUCAAUGACGACAACGAUAACAACAGUCGCUCCAAACGAAUGUUCAUUGCCUGUAGGGAAUUAUGAAUACCAGGAGCCACUGUUUAACAACGUAACUGGUGCAGCCAUUACUUUGAUUUCCGUUAUCGUCCACUUAAAGUGGUCUUCAGUUUGCAUAGUAUUUGACAAUGAUACAGAACACGAGGCAAUGCUGCUGCAUCAUGGUUUGUCUGAUGUUGGAAUAUUUGCCGAUGUGCAUAGUUUGCAGCAGAUGACCUCAGAAAAGAUAGAUUCUCUGAUGGAAGAAAAAUCUGCUGUUUAUGACGAAACAAGCCUAAACUGCACAAUUCUAUGUCGUUUGGAAUCAUGUCAACGAUAUUUGGAAAAGCCAUUUGAUUAUGGACGCAUUAAUAUGGUUCGAUCAUCUCUACUACACAACUCCAGAUGGUUGCUCGGAAUUUUUCAUGACGGGGAUCUCUCGGUUUUGGAAACAAACAGCAGUACAAAAUUAGACAAUGUAGCAGUGAUACAAUACCCGACAUCGCUUCUAAACAGAUAUCAACAAAAUGAAUUGAAAUUAGAAGAUGCUGUCAGGAAUGUUUUCAUGCAAAUGAGUGAAUUAAACGACUCCAAUACAAGGACAUUAACAGAAGCUGCCAUAGAAGGACUUUAUGAUAUUGAUUCCGAUGAAUUUAAAGAUUGUGCAUGGCUGCCAAUAAAAACACUAAUAUGGCACACAAGGAAACGAGGAUUGAGUACUGUUGGAUAUACACAGCUAACGGGAAGUCUACUUGUGUCAAAAAACGUUUAUCCAAACUCAAAAUUCGGCUUUAAUAGACGUAAAUUCAUUGUAAGCUCUUUGCCAUGGAAUCCAUUUGUUGUCCUAGAUAAUGUAACACACAAUUUUACUGGAUUCACCAUAGACCUACUACAGGAGCUGGCACAUGAACUCAACUUUACGUAUGAAAUGACAUCCCCAGCAGAUGGUCAAUGGGGUAUAGCGACAAAAAAUGGAUCAUGGACAGGUUUGGUAGGACAACUUCAACGAAGGGAUGUAGAUAUAGUGGCUGCCCCCUUGUCAAUACAGACAGACAGGGAACGUGUUAUAGAUUUCACAAAUCCAUAUUUUUAUGAAUCAUCUGCUAUCUUAAUGAAAAAGCCUGAUCCGAACUUAACCAAAUGGAGAACACUGAUAGAUCCAUUCAGCCCUACUGUCUUGUUAUGUAUAUUUAUUUCCUUGCCGAUUUCAUCGUUCUUUCUGUUUUUCUUCGAAAAGUACAACCCAUACUAUAGAAAAGUAGAGGAUAGAAGUAAAGUUCGAGGAUUGCAUCAUUUUUCAGACUCGUUUUGGUAUAUGUAUGGUGCUCUGUUGACACAAGGUGGUGAACAUAUGGCAGAUUCGUCAUCAGGCCGUACUCUUUUAAGCUUUUGGUGGAUAUUUUGUAUAAUUAUGAUGGCUACUUACAGUGGUAACCUAAUUGCCUUCCUGACAGUGACAAAAGACAAACUACCUUUCACAGAUCUGUCAGGACUUAUUGCUCAAGAUAAAUAUGAAUGGGGGACUCAAGGGGGAUCUGUUUUCGAACAAAUUUUUAAGACUUCAGAGUUACCUGAAUAUCAGGAGGUUUGGAGACGAAUUGUAGAAUAUAAUCAAACUGACACACGAGUUCUGAGUGUUAAAGGGGAUGUACAAAUAGAAAAAGUUAUUGAAGGAGACUAUGCGUACAUUGGAGACAAAACAUACUUUGAUAUGACCAUGGUUGAUAAUUGUGAUUUAGCGAUGACAUUAGCUGAAAUCCUCCAAUUGCAGUACGCAAUAGCUCUACCAAAUAAGUCCCCAUUUACCAAGAUGUUUUCAGAUGAGAUUAUUGCAAUACAUGAAAGUGGACUACUUCAGAUAUGGAAGUUAAGACAUUGGCCCAAACCUGGAUUUUGCAAAGGAUCUCUUCUUAAGGAGCCUAAAGCUAUAACACUUAUAGAUGUUCAAAGUGCAUUUUAUAUGAUAGGAAUUGGCAUUUUCGUGGCUUCAUUUACCCUGUUUAUUGAGUUUUUAAAGCAGACAUACUGUAAAUGGAGAGAAAAGAUCGGUAAGGCAAAAGAGAAACCCGAAACGAUAAGACACGUAAGCACAAUUCCAAAAUUAGACGAAUUCAUAUCUUACUGAACUAUUACUGAGCAAAUCUAAUAACGACGGGAAACGUUCACUUAUUAAAUGACCAUGGGCUUUUGAAGAAGAUACAUCAAAAGUCACCUGAUUUGUAUUACGGUCAUGGUAGCUGCAGGAAAUAAACUACUGUUGCUCUGUGCUGAAAGGGAAAGAUAUACAUCCGAAUGACAAUGAACAACGAUUUAAAAAAAUGAAAUUAGAUAAAGAUCAACAACAGAUACAGUUAUUUCUUAAGUCAACACAAAUAAAACAAUGGUUUAAAGACGCGUUUAUGUUUUUCAUAUGAUUUUUGUUAUAAAUCCUUUCAAAGCAUUUGUUUUUUUUACCGAUACGCAUAUUGUAUUAUUCAUUGAAACACCAAGGAACUUUGAACUAUUAUGUUGUUAUACGAAUUGUAUUAUUGUGUUAAAUGAAACAAAUCUUUGUAAUAAGUUUUAGUUUCUAAGAUGGCAUCGUCGAAAAAUGUUUUUAGUAAGUAGGACCAGGAUGAGGUAGGAUAAGAGCCAUUUUUUGGCCGCUGGAAUUGAAAGAAUUUGUCAAGUUCUUCUAUCCUUUUAAAACUAUGCUUCUUCAAUAGGUUUGCCUAUCAAAGACUAGUAUAACAUACUUUGAACACUAUAAUAUAUAUAUAAUAAUAAGUCUUGAUGUCUCUAUGUUGCUUUUAAAACCAUCUCUUUUAGCUCUCGAUUUGGUUUUACGACUUUUUACAUUCAAACAUCAAUGUUUACUAUCUUAAAUAUGCAGUUAUAAAUACAAAAGCAUAAUUUGUUCAUUUAAACGAAUAUGUUAAUAGCCUCAAACUGUUUUAGCCAAGGUUGUCUGAAACAAACUAUUCAAUUGUAGACAAAAUUAGUCAUAACUAAAUGUUUGACCAUCAAAAUGUGCAGUUAUGAUGUCAUUUUACUCUAGUAGUAUUUGUUGGAGUUUAGUGCUAUUAUAGUUGCCUGCUACUUGUACACUUGUUUUCAUCAAAUGUUUACAAAACAUUUUUCAAAAUCAAAUUUCAUUGAAUUUAAGGGUCAGUUUUGAUGCUUCGUGAAGCCACGCCUGAAAAAACCCAAUUUAAUUGCGAAUCACAAACUUUUGGCUGCCUUUCAAAGUCUGUUAUACGAAGUUCUCUAUGAAAACAAAAUAAUUUGCUGAGUAAUGUUACGUAUGAUGUGCAAGAAAUUGAAUCGCCUAUAAUGCUGUUGGAGCUUUUGGUAAAUCUAUUUUGACCUACCGAUUGGUUUAAAUUUUGGAACGCGUUUGCGUCGAUAAAACUUACAUGCUGUUUUUACAUAACGACUAGUGUAUUACGCAUGCUCCAUUAGAAUCGACCAAUAAGAGGGACAUGCCUGAUACUACAUUACAAGUGAAAUAUAAGAAUUGUUUUAGAUUUUUCUUUUUCACACUAAUGCUUGAUAUACAUGCUCUUUCUGAACAGUUCUAGCAGUUAUCAUUACUAGUAUGCCUUCUGCAUUCAUUUGCGCAUGUUUUUGAGAAAACGGAAUCAUUUAAAAAAAUCAAGUUUUAAAACUUUUGACAUGUGAGAACUAGGUAGACUAAACUUAUUAACCAAUGAAAGUGUUUAAGAAAAUAUUUUCACAUCGAAGGAAAUGCACAUCGGUUAGUUGUUUAUUUCAAACUGCAGUAAUCGAUUUUAAUAUGUUUUAAGAAUGGUGAACGGGAUUGAAAUUUGUUAAGUUUAAACAUUUUUUUUUUUUUUUAUCUUAUAUCAAAGGACGUUGAAAACAACGAUUGUGACUACUUCAUUAAUUUUGUAUUGGCAUACAAUUUUUUUCAUUUUCUCUCAACAGAUACGUAUAUUUUCAAUUCACCAACAUACAAUCAAACCUUUUUAUUAAACCCAUUGAUGAUGAGUAAUAAGUGAUUGUUUUCUCAUUAUAAUAAAUAUAUAUUUAACACUUUAAGUUGAAUAUUUCCUUUUUGAAAUACUGGCAAACUGUAACGAAAAGGAUGAAAUUAUACUGUUUUAAUCAAUUCAUGUAUAAUUCUAUUAUGACACAACUGGUGAAACGAGAACCAAUAUAUUGUACAUGCAGCCUUUUUGUUAUUUUAAGAGAGAGAGAGAGAGAGAGAGAGAGAGAGAGUUUAAAUUCGCACAUCAAAAUGUGAACUAAAUUUGUAUGACUUAUAAUGUUAUAUAACGAUCUUUGUUAUGUGUUGAUUUUUUCUAAUUGGGCAAAUAAGUUAAGCUUAAAGUUGGAAUCAAAUGCUGACCAUUUUUUAUGAUAUUACUAAAGUCUUGAUAAUGUUCUUCCAUUUAUUAUCAUUAGAAUUAAUUUCACUUUUAAAUACAGCGAUGUCACACGUCUAAUGUAAAAUAUAGUUUUCAAGUACUACUGGUAAUAUUUCUAAUGUAUUAUAACAUGUUUUACAAUAUGAAUAAAUUUUUGUACAAUUUA